Molecule: messenger RNA, 2116 nt
Organism: Hydra vulgaris (swiftwater hydra)
Lineage: Eukaryota; Metazoa; Cnidaria; Hydrozoa; Anthoathecata; Hydridae
Source: RefSeq, a predicted model, not a curated record
AAAUACUUAAAUAGUAUUUCAAUUAUUUGAACUUUCUGGAAUUUUAUUCCAGUAUAAAAUAUUUUUUUAUUUCCUUAUUUUUGACUACCUAAAAUGAGUAUUCUAAGUACUUCAAUUAUAUGAACUUGUGAAAUUACUUUAUUACAGCAUAACAUUUUUAAAUGUUUUUUUACUUCCUUAUAUUUGACUUUAUAAAAUGAGUAUUCUAAGUACUUCAAUUAUAUGAACUUGUGGAAUUACUUUAUUACAACAUAAAAUAUUUUAUUGUUUUUUUACUUCCUUAUUUUUGACUGUAUAAAAUGAGAAUUUUUAAAUAACAGAAGAAAAAUAUUGAGAAAGGUUUUACUUAAAAGAUGUCUAUGGAAAAGUAUGUUAUUGUUGCCUUCUUGGAGGAGGAUGAUACAGUUGCAGUUGUGCUUGCAGCUUGGCUGAUCAACAGCGAGUUGUGUUAUUGGCCUCCAUAUACCAGUCAAGACAGAAAAAAUAAAGCGGCAAUAAAUUGUGAAAUACCAUCUGAAAAAUGGUCUAAACAUUCUUGUCGAAUUUUAGGGACCAAAGAUUCGUAUGCAAAGGCCAGAUCUGAACUUGGUAAAGCUGAGAUAACAUCAGAUUUACAGAGUGAUGUAGAUGUUUCAAGACUACGUACAAAACAUAUUCAGAAAUAUCUUGAAGAUGACAACGAUAAUAGUGAUGAGUAUUUUGACAAGAAUUCUCAGCAAAAAAAUAAACAACCCCUUUGCCAAGUUUCUAAGAAAAGGGAAGGUUCUGCAGAAGGGAGCAACAGUCGAUCAAAAACUAAAUCUCACAGACCAGCCCCUAAAGCACCUCCAUUUCCUGUGUCUAGUCCUUGCUCUUUAACACCUUCAUCUCCUGUAAUCAGUGAACGAGCCAUACCAGAAUCAAUUUCACAGCCAUUUACUAGAGCUAUUGAACGAGGCUCUGAGUUAUCUACAUCACAUGUAGCUAGUCAACAAUUUGUAACACCUGCAACCACAAGUAGUUGGCAAUCUGCAACAUCUACAUCUGCUGCUUGUUACCGAACUUCAACACAUGCAGCAUCAGAAUUGCAUACAAUCAGUUGGCGUAAUUUAGAAGAUAUAUCAUUUGUUUCAGCAGGCGCCUUUAUAGAAGGAGAGUUAGAACAAGUGAUAGCCAACCUUGUUCCUAAUAUUCCGACUAGCUUGUCAAUUCCAGCUACUAGUUUGAAUGCCACAGAAUUGUCUACAGCAGCUAGUCAUACAUCUGCACAAACAUCAAACAGUGUUUUAAAUAAAAUAUUUACUCUUUUAGUUGAGCUGAAAAGCGAAGUAGCUAAUCUUCAGCAGACUACUUACAACACUACUAUGUUGCAGACUUUGUCACAAGGUGGGAUACAAGACGAUGGCAACAUUUUUGAAACUCUUGAUCUUCCUGUAUGUGACCGAAAACAGCUGCAGCAGCUUGAAGAUAUAAUUACUAAAGACAAUCUUUUAUUUAAUAAACUUGUGCAUGGUGUUGCUUCGAAGGGCGGUCAGGACCUGAAGGAAGCCGUUAGAAGGAUGGUUUCCUCUCCAAUGGAAAACGACGUAGUAAAACAAAUGAAUUGGUCAGGACUUGGUGAAAAUCUAAAAAAACCCUUUCGUGACUUGAAAUGCCGACAAGUUCUGGAAAGAGCAUUGCGAAGAAAUCCACCAACGAAAGGUGCUUCAGAAAGUGAUGUGCAGAAGGCCGUGGUUCACUAUUUAGCAGGGGCUAGUGAUCGUAAUGGUGGUAGAAAACAAAGAGCCAUUCGACAAUCAAUAAAAAAAACUCACUUUGAACAUCGUGCACUAAUGCCUACAGCUUCGUCGGCAGUUAUAGAACAACCUUUAGUAGCGCCUAAAACUUCAGCGGAAGUUUUACUGCAUCAUUUGCCACUUUUCUGCUCAGACGACUCAAACAAUUAGUUAUGUUAAAAAUUAGUUAUGCUAAAUGCUGCUACCUUAUAGUUUCUUUAGAAACGUUUUAAAAGUUGUUUCCCAUAUUCAUAAUGUAGUUAUAUUUUUCGUGUAUUAAUAUUGUAUUUUAUGUUGUGGUUAUGUUUUUAUUAUGUACAUGUGUUAGUUCAAAUUACAGAAUAUAUUUCUUUAUACCUGGU